UCGCAUUUUCUAUCUGUCUUCUGUCAAGACCUACUCCAUAAAUAUUCUGUUUUAAAUUGCUAGAUGUGUCUGUCCCGAGUGUGACUGUUUUCACACCAAUCUCACGUGUUUACCAACAUUUCUAUCGACUGAGCGUUAUGAAAUCAACACAUUCGAAGCAAUAUUACAGGUGACUCCCACGUUUGCUGCAUUUUGUAGGUAAACAGUGAAGUGAGACACUGACUGGUUAGUUGUGUUGUUGAAAAAGUGCUGUGAAGUGAGUGAAUCACCAUGUCCACAUCAUAUACGAUGACUUCCGAGAGAGAUGCAUGGGCUCUUCUGGCUUUGAAAUCGGCCCCCGCUAGUCCUUCGAAAGUGCAGUGGAGCCCCGACGACAAUGGUGAACCGAUAGCUCGAAUAGAAGGUCGCGAAAUUGAAUAUCUGGUACGCCAGAGUCGGAUAAUUAUAGGUAGAAACAGUUCACGUGGUGUUGUAGAUGUAAAUAUGGGACGUUCUAGUUUUAUCUCGCGAAGGCAUUUAGAGGUUUUUUUCGAACAUCCUUCGUUUUAUAUGUUGUGUAACGGGAAAAACGGCAUCUUCGUGGAUGGUGUGUUUCAGAGGAAAGGAGCCCCCUCGAUCCGGUUACCCAAAUCAUGCACUUUUAGGUUUCCCAGUACAAACAUUAGACUGUCUUUCCAAUCGCUGAUAGACGAUAAUUCGGAGCCACCCCCCGUACGCGAUGUGUCUCCUGUGAGGAUGAGGGAUCGGUCUGGCGGCGGAACUUCCUCAUCUACCAACCCCCUUAGGAUUAAUAUUCCUGAUGGUGAAUAUGCUAGCCCUUUUCCAUCACCCACCGGCACCAUCAGUGCUGCCAAUAGCUGCCCUGCGAGUCCAAGAGGUGGCCAUAGCGGACAUACUGGAAACCACGGAAAGAGGAAUGUUCAAGCUGAUCUAACGAUGGCAGCGAGGUAUGCUGCCGAAGUAGCCUAUAGAGACGACAGUCAUUCGAUUCCUCGUAGUCACAGUCCAGAUUAUAAGCAAUCAACUUCCAAUGGAAAUUCAAUACAACCCGUAGUGAUGAGUGAUGCAGGGGCUUAUAUGCCUAGUAGCAGUAGUAGCAAUAAAGAUGAUUCGAAGCCUCCAUUCUCUUAUGCGCAGCUUAUAGUACAAGCGAUCGCAAGAAGUUCACCGGACAAGCAGCUUACCCUGUCUGGAAUAUAUAGUUACAUAACGAAACACUAUCCGUAUUACCGUACCGCUGACAAGGGUUGGCAGAACUCAAUCAGACAUAACCUCAGUCUCAAUAGAUAUUUCAUCAAGGUUCCAAGAAGUCAAGAAGAACCCGGUAAGGGUUCAUUUUGGAGGAUUGAUCCACAAUCCGAGUCAAAACUGAUUGAACAGGCAUUUAGGCGGAGAAGGCAGAGAGGAGUUUCCUGUUUUAGGGCUCCAUUCGGUUUGAGUUCCAGAAGUGCUCCAGCGUCGCCUUCCCACGUCAACAUGAAUGAUAUGAUGACGCCCGAGUCUCUCUCUAGAGAAGGCUCCCCGAUUAUGGAGCACAUGGUGGAUAUCAGCCAGUCAGCUCCAGGAAGUCCGGGAAGUCAAGCUUCCGCAUAUCCCGGAUCAGGUGGCAUGAUCGGCCAUCAGCAAAUGUCUGCUUUAGUGGGAGCGACAAAGGCUAGACUUCUUCUACCACCUCCACUGGAGAGUAUGGAACAAAGUUCCAGCUCUAACGGACAAGAAUAUAGGGAAGAAAAAUAUAUAAUUCCUACUAUGGAAGAAAGAUCCUUAUCACCCGGUGCAUUUUCUCCACAACCAGUCAUUGUUCAAACAGCAAAUUAUUCACCUUACAGGUAAGAACACUCAUUUCUG
Molecule: messenger RNA, 1848 nt
Organism: Leptinotarsa decemlineata (Colorado potato beetle)
Lineage: Eukaryota; Metazoa; Arthropoda; Insecta; Coleoptera; Chrysomelidae
Gene: FoxK
Product: Forkhead box K
Biological process (GO): regulation of transcription by RNA polymerase II
Molecular function (GO): DNA-binding transcription factor activity, RNA polymerase II-specific; protein binding; RNA polymerase II cis-regulatory region sequence-specific DNA binding
Source: RefSeq, a predicted model, not a curated record